Messenger RNA from Oikopleura dioica, 981 nucleotides. The record is from the annotation of a GenBank genome assembly. NCBI's taxonomy places the organism in Eukaryota, Metazoa, Chordata, Appendicularia, Copelata, Oikopleuridae.
AUGGCUUAUCAGAGACAGCUCUCUGAUGUUCUCUCCACUCAAGCAGAUUUAAUGAUGCCUCCUGCCUUUCCUUCUGUGACAUACAGUCAGCUCAUGCAGGCGCAGAACCCUCAAAUGACUACAAUCAUGUCAUCCUACUUGAUGGGGACAAAUCACAAUACUGACAACGGAUUCCACAAUGAAAUGACCAACCCAGUUCCACUGCUCAAUAUCAAGCAGGAGCCAAAUCUACGAGGGGAUGUGAAUGAGCACUUGAAGCGGAUGGAGUCCGUUCUCGGCGGCGGAGAGAUGCUUUCGAACGAGCUUGAAUUCAUGGAGGGUAACUUGCAUCUAGAGAACGAGAACACUGCUGUUGAGAUGGAAAACGAUCCAAAGGGAGCUCUCCUAAGCAAAACACAGACUGAUCACAUGGAGCCCAUUCUUGGUCUGACCAAUUUCAACGCGGUCCAGCAGCAACACAAGAUGGAUGUGAUCCCGUUUGCAAGACCAGCGCUGACGGAGAGCGACCAGGCUCAAGUUAAGCACCCGACGAAUGGAAUGAUUUACCAGAUUAACUCCCACUUUUUAGCAACAGUGCUAGAUCGCUAUGGAACACAGAAAGUCCAAUAUCCUGCGGAUUCAAAGGAAAUCCUGACCAAAGUGCAAAAGUUUUGCGAAGCUCGUUCACUCGGAUUCAUGACUGAAAAAGAUGCUCGUCAGAUUGUCGACUCUGGCUACCCGAUCGAGACAAUCUCGACAAAAAAGACAAAAUGCGACGACUCUGGGCCAUUUGAGUGCCUUUUCUGCCCGCUGGUUCAGAACUGCCGCAAGUUUUUUGGGGUGAAAGAAAACCUCAAGCGGCACUACUCGAAACAUCUGCGAUUCCACCGCUUUGCGUGCGGCGCACCUCAAUGCUCCUAUGCUAGCUACCGCGGUGAUCACGUCAAAGACCACAUUGAAAAGAAACACCCCAAUCAAGGUGUCCUGGUUCGAAAUGUCUGA